AUGUCGGGCAUGCGCUGUAGAACUGUGGGGGCCAGGAGGGCGCACGACUCUAAUGGGCGCAGCAUUUGGCGGCUCAGCAUCUACCUCGUGAGUGAAAAAAUGUUUUACCUGGGACAGGAUUGGGGUCCCUCUGACCACUCCCAGUCCUGGGCCACAAACAUAGCCCCAGAGAGGGCAAGAAUACUGGUGUUUGAAAACCCCACAGCUGUGGUAGUGAGAUUUGGAAAAACUCACUUGGAGGCAGUCACACUGCUUAAUAAUAGAAGCCACCACUUAGGGAUUAUUGAUGUUUACGAGGUGGGAGCUUUUAGGAACCUCGCAAGGAAAAGGAGGCAGUUUUUCUGGACAGCGUUCUGUGUUUUGAGCCUAUUGGAAGAUCAAGUUUCAGGUGAUGGUACAACAUCCUCUCUUACUAUAUCAUCUUCAAGAAUUUCUCCUUCAAAGCUUUCCAUCACUGAAGGAUCAACAACAACAGCCAGCUCUCUUGCAACAGAGGCUUCCACAGCCUCCAAAAGGAGUAGUCAAACCCCAAAAGAAAUUUCAGAUGUCACCACCAGCCCUUCAGAUUCCCCUUCAGCAGAGAAUAUAACAUUUGCUACACAGCUCCCAGUAGCAGACAAUACAACAUCUAAUGUUAGCAAAGAGACAACAACUUCACCCCUGACUUCACCUACAGUUCUUCAAAAUGCUUCUGCAACUGAUCCACCAAAUAACUUCUCUGAUUCACCUACCACAGCCCAAGCCGGUACCAGCAGUAUGAUGGGCAACAUCACAUGCUUGAAUAUCAAGCAAGUGACUGCUUCUCAUGUGAUAUGCUUGAAGCUCAAUGAGUCCUACUCAUGUCAAGAGUUUAGACAGAAGAAAGGAGAGCACUUUAAAAAAGUGAUUUGUGAAAAGAAGUCAAAUCAAUGUGACAUCAAACUGGCCGAUUCGGAGCUGCACAAGGAAUGCCUACUGCUGGUUGAAAUUAACAAGAAAGGUGCAGAUGUAUUAGAUGCUGUCCUACAGAAACAAACUACUUUGACAGAGCUAGGGAUACAAUAUGAAAAACACGGCAUUGAAAAUCACAAGAGCUAUACCCGGAAGACACUUAUUGCCUUGGUCACGGCUGGUCUGCUGCUAGCAUUUCUGGGAUUGGCUGGAUACUGCCUUAUGAAACGACGGAGUUGGAGCCCCAUGGGAGAGAGGCUGGGUGAAGAUCCAUAUUACACAGAACAUGGUAGCCAUGGCAACACUGUGAUCUCUGUGACUCCUCAUGAACAGUCUGAUCUACAGGAUAAACCAAACCUCAAUGGAGGGGCCCGGGAAAAUGGGACUGGCCAGCCAACCUCAAAAAAUGGACAGUCAUGCAAGCCCCACGUUGUUGCUGACACUGAACUGUAAAAAUGCCACAGUCAAAAGUCUUAUGAAAGUGGCUUGAAAGAGCAGAGUAGAAGGAUAGAGAAGCUAGGGAGCAAAGAGUAUUAUAAAUGGCAUCAUAAAUCCUUUUUUGUUUUGAUUUUUGCAGCCAUCUCAAAAAUUCAAUUUUAAAGUAUACCUUUUUAAAAAAGCCGUCACUGGAUAUAGCUGUGUACAAGUUUUUGUUUUUUUGCAAGCUACUUCAGUGGGAUUUCUUAUCAGACUGGGUAUGUGGGUUUUUGCUCUUUCUGUUUCAGACCAAAAUGAAAUGGGACUGGCUUUCACAACUAUCCCUCCAAAGAAAAGAAAGUGAUAUUUCCUAGAAAUCUACAGCAAAUUUAUCAUUGUUAAGAAAUUAUUCAAUAGCUUCAGUGCUGAAGGGGAAAGAACCUGGUAAAGAGAUUGAACUUUUAAAAAGUACUGAAACUUUUCACACAUAGGUCAAUAAUUCUGAUUCAUCUGACUGCUUUUAUAUGGCACGGUGAAUCUUAGUGCAAUCCUUAUGCAUAUCUACUCACAUGAUAUUCAACUGUGCUCACUCCCAGGUAAGUGUGCAUGGGAAUACACCCUCAGUCUUGUAAAUGCUCCAUUGCAUGACCAUGUGGUGAUUUACCACAAGCAAGAUCAACACAUAUUUUGAACAUUUCAAGAUGUGAAAACUUGCCUUUUUGGUGAAUAGUGGUACAUUUAUUAGACUAGUUUAUCAAGUUAAACCACCAAAAAGGUCAACCUGAUAGUUUAAAAAGUAUCAUACCCUACCAAUGAUGUUAUUUCUUUGGCUGGGUUCUAAUUGUAAUUUUGACACCCAACUCAGAAAUCCCUCUUUGCCUUUCUGCUUUUGUGUUGCAUUGCUUACUAGUAUCAACUCUACAAUUUAUCAGAAAUUCAAGGAUUACCUAAUCUGGCAAUCCCUGAGCUACGCAGAAAAAGUUCUUUAUUAGAUUUGUUUCUCAGCAGAAAUGUAGGUGGCCUUCCAGUGGGGAAGGGGAAAAAGCACUAUUAAGUUUGGCAAGACAGCUUCCAAAACCAACACCAAAGUGCAGCAGGCAAAUGGCCUGAAAUUGCAAAUGUCACUUAUGUUUCUGUUCACAAGGUCUCCAUGAAGACUCAGUUUUCAUUGUUUGUAUAAGAACAAGCAAAUAAAAGUAGUGCCAUAAGCAA
Molecule: messenger RNA, 2559 nt
Organism: Sphaerodactylus townsendi
Lineage: Eukaryota; Metazoa; Chordata; Lepidosauria; Squamata; Sphaerodactylidae
Gene: CD34
Product: CD34 molecule
Exons: 11
Coding region: 1-1383 (460 amino acids)
Biological process (GO): cell-matrix adhesion
Cellular component (GO): membrane
Source: RefSeq, a predicted model, not a curated record